AUGUCUAAUAGCAUGCGCAAGUGUGAUCGAUGUAAUAGAAGUUUAAAAAAAACAGCUUUUGUUAGUAAAACUGAAAAGCCUACAAAAAUAUGUUGUCAGUGUCAAAAUAAAGAUUUAAAAAAUUACUACACCACAAAUUCUAAUAUUCAAAAUCCUAUUGAGCCAAAAGAAAUAAAAAAACAAUUAUUUAAAUACAUUCUUCAAAUUGGAAAUGAUGAACAUAUGGAAAAUGAAAAUUUGGAUAUAGAAUUUUUGUGUAAAAUAUUAACUACUUCAUUAAAAAAUAAACCUCAUGAACUUGGAAAAGCAAUUGCUGAAAUAGUAGAAUCGACUGAUAGAUAUUACUAUAUGUAUGUGACUACUAAUUUGCUCUAA
Cetraspora pellucida is the source of this 375-nucleotide messenger RNA. The record is from the annotation of a GenBank genome assembly. NCBI's taxonomy places the organism in Eukaryota, Fungi, Glomeromycota, Glomeromycetes, Diversisporales, Gigasporaceae.